UUCAGGAGUCAAAUUCACAGCACUUCGCAUCAACACUUUGUGCUGGGCAGAGUUUGCCUGUACCCAGGCACCCUGGGUGAGCAGGGCUGCUGGACAAGCCUCCCAGCAGCACCCAGAAACAGGCUAGGAGGAAGCAGCCCACUGCCAAGCUCUGGGGCAGGCACCUGAGCUGGCCUGAACCUGGCACUGCAAACCUGAGAGCAAAGCAGAGAACCCUUUGUGGGAAUGCCCCUUGCAGGGACUCCUGCUCCUCUUAAAAGGAAAAAGUCCACUAAACUCAUUGGGAAGCUGACACAAGAAGUCAUGCCACAAGAGGUGUCUAAGCUGAACUUGGGGAAGAAGAUCAGCACCCCCAGAGAUGUGAUGCUAGAAGAGCUUUCUCUUCUCACUAACAAAGGAUCCAAGAUGUUCAAAUUACGUCAGCUGAGGGUGGAGAAGUUCAUUUAUGAGAAUAACCCUGAUGCCUUCACUGACAAUUCUGUGGAUCACUUUCAGAAGUUCAUCACACCAGGAGGGCAUUACGGUGAAGAUGCUCAAGGCUAUGCCCAUGGGAGGAUGGUAGGAGGAGUGACAGCUGGACAGCAUGGCUCCAAUAAGCAGCAGUAUCCUGGUGCUCCUCCUAGGCCUGGAAGCAAAGGCGGCGCUAGGGACAGCAAAGGGGAGCAUGCUGGGGAAUCAGCUGGAAGUGGUGGAGAAGGAGGUGAUGGUACUGAGAAAGAUGGAAAGUCAGGAGGCAAAAAAAUCACUGUAUUUAAAACUUAUAUCUCUCCCUGGGAACGAGCAAUGGGUAUCAGCCCAGAGGACAAAAGUCAGUUCACCAUUGACUUACUGUCAUACAGUCCCAAAGCUGAUUUCCCCCAUUACAAGUCUUUUAACCGGACUGCCAUGCCUUAUGGGGGUUUUGAGAAAGCAGCCAAACGGAUGACCUUCAAAGUGCCUCAGUUUGAUAUUUGCCCUUUGCUUCCAGAAUCUCUCAUGAUAUAUAAUCAAAAUUUCAGCAGCAGACCCUCCUUCAACAGAACCCCUAUACCAUGGAUGCCUUCAGGAGACUCCUCUGAGUAUCAUACUGAAAUCAAUGUGCCAAGGAGUGGUGAAACAGAAGAGCUGUAAACCCCUACUGUCAAGACCUUCCUCAGCCCUUUCUAUUUGUAAGUUGAUAGGAAGGAGCUGAAGAGUGCGACUCUAGUUCCGUCAGCCUUUCCUUUCAUUUCCCCUUAGGCCAGACAAGAUCCUAGCAGGUUCUAAACUUAUCUCCACCGGGAGUUAAUCCAUCAGAAACAGUUUGAGGGAAAGAAGCUUUUUAUUCACCAGGGCAUAAAAAGGCAAAACUAGGAAGUGUUUUUCUGCUAAAUGCUGCCUGUCUGCUCCAUCAUGAAUCUGUUUUGUCAUAUCAUAACAAGUAAUAAAACACCACGAGAUAAAAAAGCCUUUGUGUUUUCUUGUUAAAAAACGCAGCUGAAUCAAUUUGGGGAAUAGCAAUAAUAAAAGUUUCAAUCUUA
Molecule: messenger RNA, 1499 nt
Organism: Pezoporus flaviventris
Lineage: Eukaryota; Metazoa; Chordata; Aves; Psittaciformes; Psittacidae
Gene: MYOZ1
Product: myozenin 1
Exons: 6
Coding region: 226-1110 (294 amino acids)
Cellular component (GO): actin cytoskeleton; Z disc
Molecular function (GO): actin binding; FATZ binding; telethonin binding
Source: RefSeq, a predicted model, not a curated record